Molecule: messenger RNA, 525 nt
Organism: Lottia gigantea (owl limpet)
Lineage: Eukaryota; Metazoa; Mollusca; Gastropoda; Lottiidae
Exons: 1
Coding region: 1-525 (174 amino acids)
Biological process (GO): DNA replication
Molecular function (GO): nucleotide binding; DNA binding; DNA-directed DNA polymerase activity
Source: RefSeq, a predicted model, not a curated record
AUGGAUUUACAGAAAAAAUGGAAAAGACAGAAAGAAAUAAAGGGUAAUUAUUUACAACAUAUUAAUUUCACGUGUUCCUACCAACACGAAUCCUCUAGUUUGGCUGCAUGGGGAAAUUCUUCCAAUCUCCCCGCGAAUUUGAGAAAGAUGGCCGACGUAGAUAUUGCUAAAUACACCCAAGACAAUUGGGAGGAAUUGAGAGACGAAUUGGAACCAUAUGCAAAAAGGGAUACCCUAUGUCUUGGAGCUUGUUUGAUAAAAUACAACCAAGUCAUGAAAGAAGUUGUAAACCAGAAUAUGUCCAAUAAUCUAACGGCUCCAUCUUUAUCUUUAAAGGGUUGGUAUUAUUUAUAUCAUUACGAUAAAGAAAUGGUUGAAGAAGAAUGGUAUGAAACUACUAGAAUGGUUGCGAAACAUACCGAAAAAGAAAAUAUAGAAAAAGUUUAUUCGCACCCUAAUCCUUUUAUAAGAAAUUUUAUCAGACGAUCUAUUAAAGGAGGAAGAGUUUCGGCAAAUAGAAAAUGA